AUGAAGGGACUUUUGGCAAAAGAAAGAGAUUCUAGAAGGCGAAUUUCAGAGGAAAAAGAGAUCUGGAAGUGGUUUUCAACACCAAAGAAGAGGAAGAUCAUAAUUUGCUUUAUAAAUUUGGAGUUCUUGACCAGAGGCUCUACCACACCUUUGGUGCCACCGAUUAAAGAUCCAGAAGCUGCACUUCACAAAAAGACUGAUAAGAAGACGCCAUUGCAAGAACUAAAUUCAGCAUUUUCAAGGAGGUCGGGAAAAAAGACAGGAGACUCAAGUUCAUCCUUAAAGAACAAGAGCAAGCUUGAACACUUGGAUCAAAUACCCGUCCAAACCGAAUCCGAAUACGAUACUGAGCCUAAAUUUGAAGAACAUACGAGCGAACCCGAGAACGAGCCAAGGAACGAGAUGGCAGACAUUGAAGAGAUGUCUAUGGGCGCUUACAAGAAGCAGAUCCGAGAAGAUGUGGGUCCCGUCAUUGCUUACAAGAGUCCACCUUCUUGGGUAAGCGAGGAAGACGAGAUGACAAGUGAUGAAGAAGAGGUUACUUCAAAGGUGACAAAGCCGGUAGUGAAAGAGGAGAACGAUGCUAUGGAGUGCAGGGAGGAAACUAAAGGGACCAAACACAAGCUUGAUGAAGAAGAGGUCAAAGCUAAAAAGGAAAAUUCGAAAAAGGCGUACAAAAGACGAGUUCAAGCUUACAAGAGGCGUUUCAAGGAACAAAAGUAUGGGGUAUCUGGAAACAAUGAGGGUGGUAAAAAAAAUUAUGGGACACAUUGGGGAAUUCUUCGAGAUGAUGAUGAUGAGGAGGAGGAGGAGGAGGAACCGGCCGACCAACCCGAACCACAACCACAGCCGAGGCGCAGGAACAUGAGAGGACGGGGAGAACGCAGGCAGCCAAUGCAUCCACCCGCAUCCACGGUGGGACCACCCUUUGGGAGUAACAUGGCUGGUUAUUUUGACCAGUUAUCUUUGAGUGUCAAUUGGAUUGGAGGUACUAUGAAGAACAUUGUCCGACACCUUGGAGUGGAGCAGCCACCUCAUUUGGGGUAUCAUUACCCGAUUUGCCCGAGAUGGACGGAGUAUGGCGGACGUGGAGGUGAUGGAGCGGGCACGAGCGGAGCGAACGAUGAGGAGGAGGAUGAUUGA
Lactuca sativa (garden lettuce) is the source of this 1143-nucleotide messenger RNA. NCBI's taxonomy places the organism in Eukaryota, Viridiplantae, Streptophyta, Magnoliopsida, Asterales, Asteraceae. The record is from RefSeq and is a predicted model, not a curated record.